CCCGUGCUGGCCUCCUUCGGCGCCGCUGCCGACGGCGCUAGGACCCAGCGCGGCCCGAGUGAGGCUGGCGGACAGGCGGCCAGACUCCUCCUUAUCUCCAGUGUCAAACUUGACAUCAGCCUGCAGCGGAGCAUGGUAACUUCUCCAGCAAUCAGCGCGCUCCCCCUCACAGCAGUGGCAUGCUUCAUGGAGAUAUGCUCCUCUCACUGCCCUCUGCACCAGCAACAUGGAUUGUCACCUCUCCAUCCUCCUCCUCCUCAGCGGCUCUGUGCUCCGCUGCCUCGGGGCGCUGAUUCUCCAGCCUUCCAAUGAAGUCAAUCUACUGGAUUCAAAGACAGUCCAAGGGGAGCUGGGCUGGAUCUCCUACCCAUCACGUGGGUGGGAAGAGAUCAGUGGUGUUGAUGAACAUUACACACCUAUCAGGACUUACCAGGUGUGCAAUGUCAUGGAUCACAGUCAAAAUAAUUGGCUGAGGACAAACUGGGUCCCCAGGAGCUCAGCUCAGAAGGUCUACGUGGAGCUCAAGUUCACUCUGCGGGACUGCAAUAGCAUUCCACUGGUUUCAGGAACUUGCAAGGAGACUUUCAACCUGUAUUACAUGGAGUCUGAUGAUGAUCAUGGGGUCACAUUCCGAGAGCAUCAGUUUACAAAGAUAGACACCAUUGCAGCUGAUGAAAGUUUCACUCAAAUGGAUCUCGGGGACCGAAUUCUUAAACUCAACACUGAGGUUAGAGAAGUAGGUCCUGUCAACAGAAAGGGAUUUUAUUUGGCUUUUCAAGAUGUUGGUGCUUGUGUUGCCUUGGUGUCUGUGCGAGUAUACUUCAAAAAGUGCCCGUUUACAGUGAAGAAUCUGGCUAUGUUUCCAGACACAGUACCCAUGGAUUCCCAAUCCCUGGUGGAGGUUAGAGGUUCUUGUGUUAACAAUUCUAAGGAGGAAGAUCCUCCCAGGAUGUACUGCAGUACAGAAGGCGAAUGGCUUGUACCCAUUGGCAAGUGCUCCUGCAAUGCUGGGUAUGAAGAAGGAGGUUUUAUGUGCCAAGCUUGUCGCCCAGGUUUCUACAAGGCCUCGGAUGGUAGCAUGAAGUGUGCCAAGUGCCCCCCUCACAGCUCUACUCACGAAGAUGGUUCAGUGAACUGCAGGUGUGAGAAUAAUUACUUCAGAGCAGACAAAGACCCUCCAUCCAUGGCUUGUACCCGACCUCCAUCUGCACCAAGAAAUGUUAUCUCUAAUAUAAAUGAGACCUCGGUUAUCCUGGACUGGAGUUGGCCCCUGGACACAGGAGGCCGGAAAGAUGUCACCUUCAACAUUCUCUGUAAAAAAUGCGGGUGGAAUGUACAACAGUGUGAGCCGUGUGGCCCCCAUGUCCGCUUCCUGCCUCGGCAGUCUGGACUCGCCAACACCACAGUGACAGUGACAGACCUCCUGGCGCACACUAACUACACCUUUGAGAUUGAUGCCGUUAACGGGGUAUCCGAGCUGAGCGCCCCGCCAAGGCAGUUUGCGGCCGUCACUAUCACAACGAACCAGGCCGCUCCAUCACCUGUCAUGACGAUUAAGAAGGAUCGAACAUCCAGAAACAGCAUCUCUUUAUCCUGGCAAGAACCUGAACACCCUAAUGGGAUCAUAUUGGACUACGAGGUCAAAUACUAUGAAAAGCAGGAGCAAGAGACAAGUUAUACCAUUCUGAGGGCAAGAGGCACGAAUGUUACCAUCAGUAGCCUCAAGCCUGACACGACGUAUGUCUUCCAAAUCCGAGCCCGAACAGCAGCUGGAUAUGGGACCAACAGUCGCAAGUUUGAGUUUGAAACUAGCCCAGACUCCUUCUCCAUCACGGGUGCGAGUAGCCAGGUGGUCGUGACUGCUGUCUUGGCGGCAGGAGCAGUCCUCCUCCUUACAGGUGUCGCCUACGUGUUGAUCGGGAGGUUUUGUGGCUACAACAAGUCAAAACAUGGUGCAGAUGAAAAAAGACUUCAUUUUGGAAAUGGACAUUUAAAACUUCCAGGUCUCAGGACUUAUGUUGACCCACACACAUACGAAGACCCAACCCAAGCAGUUCAUGAGUUUGCUAAGGAAUUGGACGCCACCAACAUAUCUAUUGACAAAGUUGUUGGAGCAGGUGAAUUUGGAGAGGUGUGCAGUGGUCGCUUAAAACUUCCUUCAAAAAAAGAGAUUUCAGUGGCCAUUAAGACCCUGAAAGUUGGAUACACAGAAAAGCAGAGGAGAGACUUCCUGGGAGAAGCAAGCAUUAUGGGACAGUUUGACCACCCCAAUAUCAUUCGCCUAGAGGGAGUUGUCACUAAAAGUAAACCGGUUAUGAUUGUCACAGAAUACAUGGAGAAUGGUUCCUUGGACAGUUUCUUGCGUAAACACGAUGCCCAAUUUACGGUCAUCCAGCUAGUGGGGAUGCUUCGAGGGAUAGCGUCUGGCAUGAAGUACCUCUCAGACAUGGGCUAUGUUCACCGAGACCUCGCUGCUCGGAACAUCUUGAUCAACAGUAAUUUGGUGUGUAAGGUUUCUGAUUUUGGACUUUCACGUGUUCUAGAGGAUGACCCAGAAGCUGCUUACACAACAAGAGGAGGGAAGAUCCCAAUCCGGUGGACGUCACCAGAAGCCAUAGCCUACCGCAAAUUCACAUCAGCCAGCGACGUGUGGAGUUACGGGAUUGUUCUCUGGGAGGUGAUGUCCUAUGGAGAGAGACCAUACUGGGAGAUGUCCAAUCAGGAUGUAAUUAAAGCUGUGGAUGAAGGCUACCGCCUGCCGCCUCCCAUGGACUGCCCAGCUGCAUUGUAUCAGCUGAUGCUGGACUGCUGGCAGAAAGAUAGGAACAACAGACCCAAGUUUGAGCAGAUUGUCAGCAUUCUGGACAAGCUUAUCCGGAACCCAGGCAGUCUGAAGAUCAUCACCACUGCGGCAGCAAGGCCAUCAAACCUUCUUCUGGACCAAAGCAACGUCAACAUCUCUACCUUCCAUACAACAGGUGACUGGCUUAACAGUGUCCGGACAGCACAGUGCAAGGAAGUCUUCACAGGCGUGGAGUACAGUUCUUGUGAUACCAUAGCCAAGAUUUCCACAGAUGACAUGAAAAAGGUUGGUGUCACUGUGGUUGGGCCACAAAAGAAGAUCAUCAGUAGCAUUAAAGCUCUUGAAACACAAUCAAAGAAUGGUCCAGUUCCAGUGUAAAGUGCUAUUUCUGGAUGGAAGUGGUGGCUGUGGAAGAUGUAGUGUUACUCUGAAGGUGGAUGAUGAUACUGGAGAUACUGGGGGCAGUUCCAAGCCCAAUGAGACACUCAUAUAUGAGUACAAAUGCCUUAAAAUGGAAUUGAAAAACUCUUUAUUUUCCCCUAUCAUUUAGUGGAUUGGUGGGUGGGUGUAUUUUGUUUUGUAAUUGCUUUUUUAUAUUAGUUGCUGAAUUAAAUUAAAAUUCUUCAGCGCAAAGUGAUGAAGAACUAGCAUAGAGCCAUUGAUCAUAAACUGACUGUCAUAAAGCAAAAUAAGUGAAAUAACAAAAUGAACAUGGUGGCUCUUUUUACUAAUAGCCACU
This is a messenger RNA of Ceratotherium simum simum (southern white rhinoceros), 3542 nucleotides long. It is a transcript of the gene EPHA3, whose product is annotated as EPH receptor A3. The record is from RefSeq and is a predicted model, not a curated record. Gene Ontology annotation, biological process: ephrin receptor signaling pathway; axon guidance; protein phosphorylation. NCBI's taxonomy places the organism in Eukaryota, Metazoa, Chordata, Mammalia, Perissodactyla, Rhinocerotidae. Gene Ontology annotation, molecular function: protein binding; ATP binding; transmembrane-ephrin receptor activity. Gene Ontology annotation, cellular component: plasma membrane; dendrite.